This is a messenger RNA of Fusarium odoratissimum NRRL 54006, 2215 nucleotides long. Its product is annotated as methylmalonate-semialdehyde dehydrogenase (acylating). Gene Ontology annotation, cellular component: mitochondrion. Bases 271 to 1983 code for a protein of 570 amino acids. NCBI's taxonomy places the organism in Eukaryota, Fungi, Ascomycota, Sordariomycetes, Hypocreales, Nectriaceae. The transcript has 2 exons. The record is from RefSeq and is a predicted model, not a curated record. Gene Ontology annotation, biological process: thymine catabolic process; L-valine catabolic process. Gene Ontology annotation, molecular function: methylmalonate-semialdehyde dehydrogenase (acylating, NAD+) activity; malonate-semialdehyde dehydrogenase (acetylating, [NAD(P)+]) activity.
UGCCGCCCCGCACUGACUCGCCUUUGGUGCUUGCAAGUGGUGGUGACCUUCUCAGAUGAACGCCCCUCCAAUUGCCUCCGCACCGUUGACAUAGCCGGGACAGUAUCUCAGUAUAAAAGUCUAGAGAACCCAUGACCUCCUGAAUUCUGUCCUGUUUGUUGCUUCAUUGGAAGUUAUCGAGGUCAAUUGCUCUCCCUCUCUUAGCUCUUUCCCCUCUCACUUACACACAACGUAUUUGAGCCUCAUACUGUCAUCUUCAUUAUCACCAUCAUGCGUCGCGCAAUCUCUCGCGGCCUGGGUGCUUCCAGCCGAUCUACUCCCGCCCUUUCUCGAUCCUCUCUCCUCGCCUCAUCUAACAUCACAAGCGGCUCGUCCCAUGUCGCUGCCAGGCGCAUUCAUGCGACAAGCAAGCAGCUUCAGCCUGUGACGGCUGCCCUGGCCUCAACCGCCAGCAGUUAUCCUACCACUCACGCAAAGGUCGAGGCGGUCGAUACUCCCUACUUCAUUGACAACAAGUUUGUUUCGUCUUCGACCGAUAAGUACAUCGACUUGCACGAUCCCGCUACCAACGAGCUCGUUACUCGCGUCCCUCAGAUGACCGACGCUGAGAUGAAGGCUGCCGUUGCAAGCGCCGAGAAGGCCUUCAAGUCAUGGAAGAACACUACUGUCAUCUCUCGACAGCAGAUCAUGUUCCGAUUUGUCCAGCUUAUUCGUGAGAAUUGGGACCGCCUCGCUGCCAGCAUUACUCUCGAGCAAGGCAAGACCUUUGCUGAUGCCAAGGGUGAUGUCCUUCGUGGUCUUCAGGUCGCUGAGGCUGCUAUUGCCGCCCCAGAGCUUCUCAAGGGUGAGGUCCUUGAAGUCUCCAAGGACAUGGAGACCCGAACCUACCGUGAGCCCCUGGGUGUCACCGCUGCUAUCUGCCCCUUCAACUUCCCUGCCAUGAUUCCCCUUUGGUGCAUCCCUAUUGCCACCAUCACUGGAAACACCCUCAUACUCAAGCCUUCUGAGCGUGACCCCGGUGCUGCCAUGAUCAUUGCCGAGCUUGUCCAGAAGGCUGGCUUCCCCGAGGGUGUUGUCAACAUCAUUCACGGUGCCCACCGCACCGUCGACUUCAUCCUCGAUGAGCCCGCUAUCAAAGCAAUCAGCUUCGUUGGUGGUAACAAGGCCGGCGAAUACAUCUUCAGCCGUGGUUCCGCCAAUGGCAAGCGUGUUCAGGCCAACCUGGGCGCCAAGAACCACGCUGUCGUCUCUCCUGAUGCCAACAAGAACCAGUUCAUCAACUCCAUUACCGGUGCCGCUUUCGGUGCUGCCGGUCAGCGCUGCAUGGCUUUGAGCACUCUUGUUAUGGUUGGCGAGACCAAGGAGUGGCUCAACGAGGUCGCCGAGCAAGCCAAGCAUCUCAACGUCAAUGGUGGCUUCGAGGAGGGCGCCGAUCUCGGUCCCGUGAUCUCCCCGCAGAGCAAGGAGCGUAUCGAGAAGCUCAUUGAGUCUGCCGAGAAGGAGGGCGCUACUAUUCUUCUCGAUGGCCGUGGCUACAAGCCCAGUAAGUACCCUAACGGUAACUGGGUUGGCCCUACCAUCAUCACCAAUGUCACACCUGACAUGACCUGUUACAAGGAGGAGGUCUUCGGCCCGGUCCUUGUCUGCCUCAACGCAGAGUCCAUUGAUGACGCUAUCGACCUUGUUAACAAGAACGAGUAUGGUAAUGGUACUGCUAUCUUCACCAGGUCUGGUGCUACUGCCGAGACCUUCCGCAAGAACAUUGAGGCUGGUCAGGUGGGCAUCAAUGUCCCUAUCCCUGUCCCUCUGCCCAUGUUCUCUUUCACUGGUAACAAGAAGUCUAUUGCUGGUGGCGGUGCCAGCACAUUCUACGGAAAGCCUGGCAUCAACUUCUACACUCAGCUCAAGACUGUCACAGCUCUAUGGCAGAGUGCUGAUGCCGUUGCUAAAAAGGCUGAUGUUUCCAUGCCUACCCAACAAUAAUCAGGCAACAACUCAGAUGGUGGAUUUGUUUUAAAAGGAAAAGCGAGCAAGCAAGAACGGGAGACGGAAAACGGGAUAUUGAUGUAGAAUGCAUAUCUGCUAGCAUAAUAAGGGCAAUAGUCAGGCUGUUGGGCUCAGCCGAGUGUCAUGAAAUUUCAAAAACAUCGGAAACUUCAUUCUAUUUCGCUAUAUGUGUCUUACUCAUUUUGCAAUCUCUUUUCGUCGUUUUGAC